Aspergillus steynii IBT 23096 is the source of this 1726-nucleotide messenger RNA. RefSeq names its product Zn(II)2Cys6 transcription factor. The record is from RefSeq and is a predicted model, not a curated record. Gene Ontology annotation, biological process: positive regulation of transcription by RNA polymerase II. NCBI's taxonomy places the organism in Eukaryota, Fungi, Ascomycota, Eurotiomycetes, Eurotiales, Aspergillaceae. Gene Ontology annotation, molecular function: transcription cis-regulatory region binding; DNA-binding transcription factor activity, RNA polymerase II-specific; zinc ion binding. The transcript is spliced from 3 exons. The coding region runs from base 152 to 1681 and encodes 509 amino acids. Gene Ontology annotation, cellular component: nucleus.
CACUCUGAUUCGUAUUCCACUUCGUUCAUCCUGUCCAGGGUCUUCGAUUCUCUACGUUCUUGAUCGGCCUCGCAGCUUGUGUCCUGAGCUGAGAUCUCCGCGUCACCGCAACCAUGUCGGCUCUCAGUUGAGCUUCACAGAUACCGCUCCAAUGCCAACACAAUCGGGGUUGAAAGCUUGCCACAACUGCCGUAGGAGACGACUCAAAUGUGACUAUUCUUAUCCAUCGUGUCAUAAAUGCUCGACUAGGGGGCAAGGAUGUCUGGGUUACGGGAAAUUAUUCCUCUGGAACCAGGGAGUGGCCAGCCGGGGCAAAAUGAAGGGCAAGUCCUAUGCAGGGCCAGUCAACACCCAGAAGAGCCUAAGCUCAGGGGUUGGAGCAGUAAUUCCCUGUAGUUCACGCGAGUAUGCGACUUUCCUGGGAACUUUUCGAAUGUCUCUUACCGAUCCAUUCUUUCAAGACAUGGACAGUUCUUGCCGACGGUACUUGCUUCACUACCAUCUAUCCCAAGAUUUGGUGAUAUCUGAUACUCCCAAAGAAAAUUCGUUCCGCAGCCUAGUUCCAUUGACUGGUGAAAUGCCCAUCUUGUUACAUAUCCUAGUCGCUAACGCUGCUAUGCACAUCGCGAGUAUAAACGGCCGAGUUUCUUAUAACAACAGAGAGCAAUUGCAAAAGCAGCCGUAUUGCUUGUCAAAUGAUAGCGACCGUGCAAUGAUUGAUGCUCUGUUGGCCAAGCAUAAGGCUAUCAGUCUCUUGAGAGGUGCAUUGCAUAGCAUCCAAACAAUAAACACCGAUCUCAUCGCGACAGUCGUGCUCCUUUUCAUAAAUUACGAGCUUCUUGUCUCGGGGAAGAAUGAAUGGCGCGCGCAUGUUCAAGGGGCUCUAAAACUCCUGAGCUGUCUAGGUUUAACUCAAGGCGACCAGUCUUCUCCUCUCUCACUGAUUCGUGACCGUAUAACCUCGGACUGCUUGACCUAUUAUGUUCUCGGCUCCACGUUGACCACCCUUGACUCGUCGGCAGACCCUUUGAAAUUUCCUGCAGAUAUUCUAGCAAUUCUCAGACGUGGUGAACCCAAUAGCUAUUUAUCUUUUCCCACGACGCUUCUUGAGAUGCUGUUCAGAGCCUGUGACCUGGCGAAUAGAUUCUUUUCCAGCUUACAUGAGGGAACAAACACAUAUAGCGCGCUUGUUGAAGAGGCUCUAUCUCUUCUGGAACGUAUUGAUGCCUUCGACGUCGAUUCCUGGGCACUAUCAGUCGAUGGUGCCAACACUCGCCGCAGAUCAACACGGAUACACACAGCCUCUGCUCAUAAAAACGCUGUCCGAAUCUAUACUUGCCGCAGUGUCGGGGACCUCGACCUACUCGGUUACGACAUAGAACGCUUAGUUCAAAAUAUCGUUUGCGACCUUUCGUUUCUUGAUGCUCAAGAUCCUCUAUUCAAAGCUACGGCUUGGCCGACUUUCAUUGCCGGUGCGGAAACAAAUAAUUCCAUGUAUCGCCAGUGGGCUAUGGAUCGCUUAAAUUGCUUAUGGAGUGCGAUGCCCUGGGGAUACGUGCAAACUGCAAAUGAGGUCAUGCAAAUAGCCUGGAAACUGAGAGAUCAGCCUUCGGUCGUGGCAUUGCAACCUGGAUGGAUAAAUCAGCUGAAAGGUCUAGGGAAACAUUGGCUAAUUGCAUGAUGAUGCCUGUCAUAUCUCCUCUUUCAUUAGAACCUUCAACCUCCG